CUUGUAUUAGUAGUGCGAGGGCGGCGGGUGGAAGGCGUUCUGGGUUUGCCAAAUCACGCUGCCCGCAAUAACAAUAACGUCAGCAUCUCCUCGACCGGUUGCAGGACAAGAGAAAGGCGGAAAGUAAAAAAGCGUGGCGAUGCAAUCUGCUUGUUUCUUUCGCCUGCUCGCUGCUUGGUCCGAUUUCACCAGCUGUCUACCUAAACAUUAUAUAUCAUUGUCAUCGCAUACUUGCCUUCGCAAAAGACGUAUACACUUGUAAGCCGGCAACUCACUUUCUAUUCUGGAGUAGGCGCUUCGCGUCCUUUAUCCUGACGCUGCUGUUCAACAUGUUGAAACAGCUAGGCAGAAGCAAAGCAACUUCUUCGGCUUCUUCUGGAAGGCGUGCUGCCGCAAAUGCGCACAGCCCGUCCGUGAGCCCAGUUCCACAGCUGCAGCGUACAGCUGCUGCAACGCUACUUGCUGCCGGUCUCUUGGUCGGCCAGGCACCCUCACACGCGGCCAUCAUGGUUGAGGCCCCUGCCCGAGCAGCGCUUGUUGCGCCGCCGUUGGCACCAGCUGUCGUCCUGGCCACCACCACGACAGCACCUGGGCUGGUGGAGGAGGCGGAGGAGCUGGCCCUGGGCGUGUUCCAGUUCUUCCAGCACAGCGCGGAGGCGGUGGGCAACGGCGUGCACCACCUGCAGGUGGUGCACGCGCUUGAGCGGCUGGAGGGCAUGCCACUGGAGCAGGUUGUGGACGUGCAGCUGCUUAAGAGCGCCAUCCACCCCACGGCCAUGCUGGCGGCGGCGGCGGACGACGAGGUCGCCGCCGCCGCCGCGGCGGAGCGCGCCGCCAUGCUGGACUCGGCCCUGGACUCGGUGUGCGACUGGCGGCUGCGGGACGUGGUGGACGUCAACAAGCUGGCGGACGCACUGCAGGACGUGCCCACCAGCGACUGGGUCCUGGACGGCCGCCUGCUGCAGCGCGAUGCCGGCGCCAUCCGCCGCGCCGUGCACUGGGACAAGGUCAGCGAGGCGGUGCGGCCGCAGCAGCUGCGCCGGGCGCUGGAGGUGCUGGGAGGCGGCGCCGGCGGCAGCCCCUUUGCGGAGCUGGACAUGCGCACGGCCGUGAGUGCGGUGCGGCUGGAGGCGGUGAAGCACGUGCUGCACCCCGUGGAGGAGGCGGCGCGCGGCCGCUCGCUGGAGUCGUCCGGCAUGUGGACCUGGGAGUCCUAGGCGGUGGCGGCUGGUGGCGGCUGGUGGCGGCGGCGGACCGGUGGAGGAGGUGGCGGCGUGUAUUGAGCUGGCUGGCGGCUGGCGGACGGGGGCAGCUGGAGCAGGAGCAGGAGCACAGCUGGGGGCGUGAGCAGAGCUGCUGGCAGUGAGGAGGUGUUGGACAGCCUGACAGCAGCAGCAUACAACGGCAUGAGGCAUGAGUUCGUGGGCGUGGGGUCAAGGACGGAGGGAGGGGCAGGGCGGGGUAUGGGAUGAUUAUUUUGUGGGUGGUGGGCUGCAGCCGCACGCGUGCGGACCAGGGGACACCAUUCUUCCGCGAGUUAGUUGGUGGCCGCAAGGGACUGCGAUUGGGCGGUAUGGCAACAAGCGCCAUCACGCCUACAAGGCAUUCGGGCCGCACGCGGGAUCGUUAUGCGGGGUCGCACACAGCCGCAGCCUUGCAAUGCUGUCGGGCUGCGUGCUUGGCUCUGUACGGCAUUGCUCACGCCCCGAAUGCACUUGGUCCCUGCGCGCCAGGGGUGUUUGGAAGCUAGGCGAGGAAGAAAUAACUAGACUUCUUUCAUUCUACACUGGCGCACACUUGGCACUCGGCGUUCUAUCCGCGUGAUUGGAUGGCGCGCCGGCACCUGUGUGGACACUGGUGUUGAUGCGAGGCUUGUGCCCCGGGCUAGUAUUACUGUGUCUCUGUGUGCUCCCAAAGAGAAGCACUGCUGUGCAUACAUACAUUUCACUCAGGCACACACACUUCAUGGCGCGGCGGUACCGAAUGCUUGCGGUCUUGUCGCAAUGACGUGAGACCGACAUAGCGGGUGGCCCAGAAAUUUCAUGGGUCCGCAUGUCCAAUGGAAGGAGUACCGUAGCGCGUUAGCGUGGCAACAAAUGAGCACUUGAUGAUGAGGGCGUGGAAUAACCAGAAGGCGAUAUUUUGUGACGUUUCUUGUGAUCGGCUUGGCUUCGCUGCGUGCCUGUGGCCGGCCGGUGCGCGGCGGGUGCAGGUGGGGAUUGUGCGCCGUCCGACAGGCCGCCAAAGCAGGCGAAUCUAGAUGUUCGUUUGCGGGAUGAGUGUGUGUGUUGUUUUUUGUGCCGCAUGUGACGCACAACCCGUUUUUGGGUGCGGGGCAUGGGCUGCGACUGACGCGAGGAUGAGAGACGUGCCCGUGCCAUUUAUUGUGUCAUGCAUCUUGUGAUGACCGUCGUGGGGUUUCCAAGCAGUACUGAGGCACCCAUAGAGCAGUUUGACCCUAGAGCCGGCAAUGGUGGGAGGCGUGAUGGACGAAUGGACCUUUCACGUCCUGCUGUAAUGACUGAAGGCU
Messenger RNA from Chlamydomonas reinhardtii, 2530 nucleotides. RefSeq lists its product as uncharacterized. The transcript is spliced from 8 exons. The record is from RefSeq and is a predicted model, not a curated record. Bases 507 to 1217 code for a protein of 236 amino acids. NCBI's taxonomy places the organism in Eukaryota, Viridiplantae, Chlorophyta, Chlorophyceae, Chlamydomonadales, Chlamydomonadaceae.